This is a messenger RNA of Etheostoma cragini (Arkansas darter), 3636 nucleotides long. RefSeq names its product endothelin-converting enzyme-like 1 (gene ecel1). Gene Ontology annotation, biological process: protein processing. Gene Ontology annotation, cellular component: plasma membrane. Gene Ontology annotation, molecular function: metalloendopeptidase activity. NCBI's taxonomy places the organism in Eukaryota, Metazoa, Chordata, Actinopteri, Perciformes, Percidae. Bases 500 to 2899 code for a protein of 799 amino acids. The transcript is spliced from 18 exons. The record is from RefSeq and is a predicted model, not a curated record.
GGAGGCUGUGAGCUGCAGCAGCGGCAGAGAGAGGUUCGGGACCCGGUGUGUGCCGAUCUCAGGAGGGGGACAGGAUAAUCCAGUCGGAUUUUCAGUGGAGUGAAUGUCCGCACUUUUACCUUCCCGUCGGGGAUUUUGAUUUAAUCCCCACAGGUCACCUGGAUCUGGCUGGAGAGGAGGAAGAGAGGAGAACAAAUGGAAGGAGAGCAGAGAGAAAGAGGAUGAGAGAGAGAGCAGGACCCAUGAGAUUCCUCAUACACAAUGGGAGCCCCUCGCUCUGACGGCUUCUGAUUUGAAAAUAAUAAAGGGGACUUUGCCUAAAGAGGGCCGACAGGAUUUUGAAAUAACUUUGUAGUAUUUUGCCCUGUGGUGGAGUUCUCCCUUUUGUCUCAGCAGGAGUAGUUGUGGCUAUACACUAAACAUAAAAAAGAACUCCUCUUUCAUCACCUUCUCUCUUUACGCCCUGAACCUACUUCUAACCUGGUGACAGUCCAUUGCCAUGGAGAAGACAUACUCACUAACAGCCCACUAUGAUGAGUUUCAGGAAGUGAAAUACGGUGGUCGUUAUAGCAGUGACAUCCUCAGCAAUGGCAUGACCCUUCACCUGGGGGGAAGCCUGGACCGUCAUAUGGGGCGAGGCAGGGGAGGGACCAUGUCAAACGGACGAAACAAAGAUCUGAGCAGCACCAGCAGCAGCAGAGGGCUUCCUCGAUGGAGCCGAAGGGAGAUCUGCCUCCUCUCUGCACUGGUCUUUGCUGCGGGCAUGUGCGUUAUCUUGGGCAGCAUGCUGGCACUCAAGUAUAUUUCCCUGGACGCCCAGCAGGAUCCACAGUGCCGACAGGACUGUCAACGCAAACGCUCUCUGCUGCGGGCCGCGCGCUUCAUUCAGGCCAAUAUUGACCCAACCAUCCAACCCUGCCAGGACUUUUACUCCUUUGCCUGUGGUGGCUGGCUGAGGCGCCACGGCAUCCCUGAGGACAAGCUCAGCUACGGCAUCAUCACCGCAAUAGGGGAGCACAAUGAGGAGAAACUACAGCGCCUCUUACUGGAGCCAAUACGAAGGCGUGGCCCAGACUCAGCAGAGCGCAAGGUCAAGGAGUUCUAUCGAUCCUGCAUCAACAUCCAGGAGAUCGACAAGCUGGGCUCUGACCCCAUGACGGAGGUGAUAGACAGCUGUGGGGGGUGGGACCUGGUGGGGGCUCCUCCCGGUGCUGCUGGGUGGGAGAGAGAGGGCGCCCCGCAGAGGCUGGACUUUAAUGAGCUCCUGUACAGGACACAGGGGGUGUACAGCACCGCCGUCUUCUUCUCCCUCACUGUCAAUGUGGACGACAAAAACUCCUCCAGAAAUGCAAUCAGGGUGGACCAGGAGGGGCUCACCCUGCCUGAGAGGACCCUUUACCUGGGACAGGACGAGGACAGUGUGAAGAUCCUGGCGGCAUACAAGGCCCUGAUGGAGCGCUUGCUGAGCAUGCUGGGAGCUCACAACGCAACGCAGAAGUCCAAGGAAAUUAUACAGCUGGAGAUGCGUCUGGCCAAUAUCACUGUGUCAGAAUAUGAUGACCAAAGAAAGGACAUCAGCACCAUGUAUAACCGCAUCACCCUCAGGCAGCUACAGCGCAUCGCUCCCAGUCUUCACUGGAAACGCUUGCUGGACAGAAUUUUCCACGACAACUUCUCAGAAGACGAAGAAAUUGUGGUGCUCGCCACUGAUUACAUACAAAAAGUCUCUGACAUCAUCAAGAACACUUCGAAGAGGGUUCUCCAUAACUACAUGCUGUGGCGCAUUGUGGCGGCGCUAAGUGAACACCUUUCCACCGCCUUCCGCAGCACCAUCCAUGAGUUUUCUCGAGAGAUUGAUGGCACAGAGCAGCAACUGGAGCUGGGCAGGCUCUGCCUCACUCAGGCCAACAAACACUUUGGCAUGGCCCUGGGAGCCCUGUUCGUCCAGCAACACUUCUCCUCACAGAGCAAGGCCAAGGUACAGGAGCUGGUAGAGGACAUAAAGCACUCUCUGGACCUUCGGCUGCAGGAGCUGGACUGGAUGGAUGAAACCACCAAGGAGGCUGCCAGAGCAAAGCUGAAGUUUAUGAUGGUGAUGACAGGCUACCCAGACUUCAUGAUGAAACCUGAGCUCAUAGAUAAAGAAUAUGGGUUUGACGUGGACGAGAAGACCUAUUUCAAGAACAUCCUUAACAGCAUCAAGUUCAACAUCAAGCUGUCAGUCCAGAAGAUCCGGGAGGAAGUGGACAAGACAGCGUGGCUUCUCCCCCCUCAGGCCCUUAAUGCCUACUACCUCCCUAACAAGAACCAAAUGGUGUUUCCUGCCGGCAUCCUUCAGCCCACUCUCUACAACCCUGAGUUCCCACAGUCUUUGAACUAUGGAGGAAUAGGAGCGAUCAUUGGCCAUGAACUAACACAUGGAUAUGACGACUGGGGGGGCCAGUACGACCGCCAUGGAAACCUCAAGCAGUGGUGGACAGAGGAAUCUUACAGAAAGUUCCAGAAGAAGGCUGAAUGUAUUGUCAAGCUCUAUGAUAACUUCACUGUUUACAACCAGAGGGUGAAUGGCCGUCUGACACUGGGGGAGAACAUAGCUGACAUGGGAGGGCUCAAGCUGUCAUACUAUGCAUAUCAGAAGUGGGUGAGGGAACAUGGUCCAGAGAGGCCGCUGCCUGGGCUCAAAUACACACAUGAACAGCUGGUCUUCAUUGCCUUUGCACAGAACUGGUGUAUGAAGAGAAGAUCUCAGUCCAUCUACUUGCAGCUUCUGACUGACAAACAUGCGCCAGAACACUACAGAGUGAUUGGCAGUGUUUCCCAGUUUGAUGAGUUUGCUCGUGUUUUCCACUGUCCGAAGAGUUCCCCGAUGAAUCCGGUGGACAAAUGCUCCGUAUGGUGAACUCCCCAUCCGCCUGUUGCCCUUUUGAUGAACUUUAUCUUUGCGGCCCGCACACACAACCUGUCCAACAUCACAUAUUUAUCAGACAACCAACAGGAUGAUACAGAGUGCAUCAAGUCUAUUCUUGCCUAUAAAGGAUACAGGAAUGAAAUGUAUUUUUUAAACAUUAUCAGUUCACAUGUCAUCAUUUAGGAAGUUUAUACAACUGUCCAUUGUCUGUACUAACCAAACUAAAGCAUUUGUCACACAGCCAAUGAUCAUGUACAUAUAUAUCAUUUUAUUAUAUAUAUUUUUCAAUGUUAAAAUUUACUUUUAAAAUCAUCUAUUUUUCUAUUUUAGCAGAUGUAUUACGUACACGAUGUGUAGAAGUCAUAAGCUAUUUGUUUUUUUAAUUAAGCAACAGUUUCCUCAAUUGUUUCUCUUUGUAGCAUCAAGUAGAAAAACUUUAGCAUAUCAGAAUAUUACAGAUUGGCAGCAACAGGGAUUUCAGUACCUGAUGUAAACCAAACAAAGACCAAUUUAAAAGGAACUGAGAUUAGUAGCAUCCUUGUGCCUGCCAACAUGCUGCUGUUGUUAUCAGUUUGGUACUGGAGUUUGAUUUGUCUCGCAAUGCUACUCUCUUGUGGCUGCAGAGAUCAAUGGUCACUGUUAAAUCGUCAUGACUGUUGUAAUCGUUUGCCUGCAUUGGUCUUGUUACUGUGAGUGUUUGUACGUUUUUAAGAUUUGUCAACAUUUUU